AUGGCCAAGAAGCAGAAGUUAGGCAACCAGAGGGACAAGGCGACCGGCUGCCUAGCUGCACACCGAAAAGACAGGGCGGACGACAGACAGACUGCGCCCCUCGUGUCACACCCAACCUCUGACAUCUCGGGGCACUCCCCUGCUGAUUCGAUUGAGCUUUCCCCUACCGAGAUGUCGAGACCGAUGGGGAUGGAGCACCUUAUGAAAUCGCAAUUCCCGUUCGAUGUGGCUAGCGUAGCAGGCGCCCGCCCCUCGAACAACAUUCCGGAGCCGUACAGUUUGAGGAAUUUCUAUGCCAAUGAUGAAGGGCCAUGGAAUGGCCUUAAAACCGUGCCCCAACCAGGAUAUGGCAUCAAUAGCGUGGAAAACCGACGCAACCACUCUGCGUUCAGCGGAUGGAGGAGUACCGGGGCCCCUUCCGAUUGCGGUACACAACCUCUACAAUACCAACCCUCUGACUCUGGCUAUGAGAGCAGGGCAAAGCAAAGCGUCGAUGACAGGUCUGUCUACGAUGAAAACCAGGAUACCCAAAGUCUCACAGGGCACGUGUUUGACUUCAAUCCGUUCCUGACUACGCCCGGAUUCGCUCGCGAUACCCCUAUGCAGCCAUGGCAUACUGCAACGCCUGCACCAGUGCAAAAUGUCGCCGCCGAAAAGCAACUGGUUUGCCCUGACUGCCAUGCUCCCUGUAAGACCAGGUCUGAGCUGAACAAACACUCCCAGCGUCACCGCAAGGCACACAAGUGUGAUGUUGAGGGGUGCUCCCGCAAGGAAGGCUUCGGCACGCUCAACGAUCUUGAACGCCACAAAACCAGCUGCCACCCCAAUCUGCCCAGUUCAGUUCCGCGUUACAAGUGCAACAUUGGCCAGUGUCAUACUAAAGACAAAAUCUGGCCCAGAGCCGACAACUUCCGCCAGCAUCUGAAGCGCGUACACCAAAGAGCAGUGCAACCCGAUGAUGACCUCAGCGGCUUCAUCUACCAAGACCAAUCGCAGAAGCCCACAGAGGCUCUGCGUACGAUACAGGAAGACCUCGAAGGGGUGGGGUUCGACCUUUUCAGCUAUGUUUCGGACCCCUUGGCCGACGAACUCAACUCAUCUGGGGAGCCGAUGGAGGACCUCGACGAGCUCGUUCUUGAUCCCAACUUGACCAAUGUCGAGGGCCCGCACAACAUGCCCACGAUUCAGACCGAAUACGUUCAGCCGAAGGAGAUCUCCAGACCAGCAUCCGUGUUGAAGCCUAUCUCGAUGCCACGCACAGAACUUCGUGGAUCGCGAGCGGUUCAGCCCCAGAUCACUGUCGAUCUGACCAAGUCUCUCGAGACGCCACCAAGCCCACAGGAACUCCGCAAGAAAUACGUCGCGGAUGACAUGGAUUGCGAAUUCAAGGCCUCGCCGUCUGGCGACUCUAGCAGCAGCAAGACCAGCCAGGAAGAGGCAUCCUCUCAGGGAUCGUCCAUUUCCAUCGACGACAUCGACGAAACAGGCGCACUCAAACUCCUCGAAAAGUUCCCCCACCUUUUCGAGAAGCUCAUGAAGGCCCAAUCAAUCGCGGCACCGUCCACAGCUGAGAAGCCCCCUCCCCCGCCAUCGACCGCCGCCUACCACGAAUGCCCUCGACAAGGUUGUUCAAAGCUCUUCAUGCGCAGAUGCGAGCUCAAGAAGCACAUGAAACGCCACGACAAGCCCUAUGGCUGCACCUUCACCGGCUGCGCCAAGAAGUUCGGCUCCAAAAACGACUGGAAGCGCCACGAGAACUCCCAACACUUCCAAACUGAGGUCUGGAAAUGCGAUGAACGCCGCACCACCGCCGCCGACGAGGACGCCACAGUGUCUUCGUCAACAGCAACAGCCUGCGGCAAGGUCUGCAACCGCCGUGAGACCUUUCGCUCCCAUCUCCUGAAGGAGCACAGCGUAGUCGACGCCCAGAAGGUCGACAAGGCCCUCGAUAGGUGCCGCAUAGGCCGCAACCACGAGGCGCGCUUCUGGUGCGGCUUCUGCAAAAAGACCGUCGAGGUCACGAAGAAGGGCGCCAACGCGUGGGUGGAACGCUUCAACCACAUCGACAACCACUACACCGGCCGCGACGGCGCCGGCAAGAGGGACAUCUCGGAGUGGAUGAACGUCGACCCCGAGCUGCCCGAGAUGGACUUCACGGGCUCGGUCGACGACUCCAGUGACGGCGAGUCGGCCGACGAGGCCGCCGUCGCCCCUCGACAGACUGCCAUGUCUUCGAGGAAGAGGAGCGCGGAGGAUGUCGAUGACGGAGGAAGGGGCCACAAGCGCUCCAGACCGGAGACUCGUGUCAUGUGGACUUGCUGCGGUUGUAGCAGAGCGGUUGCUCCCGUCAAGUUGCACGACGCGUGCGUCGACUGUUCGCACAGGCGAUGCGACGACUGUGAGAGAGAGGAAGUCACAGUGCAUUGA
Colletotrichum karsti is the source of this 2427-nucleotide messenger RNA. RefSeq lists its product as uncharacterized. The transcript is spliced from 5 exons. Gene Ontology annotation, cellular component: nucleus. The record is from RefSeq and is a predicted model, not a curated record. NCBI's taxonomy places the organism in Eukaryota, Fungi, Ascomycota, Sordariomycetes, Glomerellales, Glomerellaceae. Gene Ontology annotation, biological process: regulation of transcription by RNA polymerase II. Bases 1 to 2427 code for a protein of 808 amino acids.